Molecule: messenger RNA, 5157 nt
Organism: Strongylocentrotus purpuratus (purple sea urchin)
Lineage: Eukaryota; Metazoa; Echinodermata; Echinoidea; Camarodonta; Strongylocentrotidae
Exons: 4
Coding region: 1-813 (270 amino acids)
Source: RefSeq, a predicted model, not a curated record
AUGUGGUUAAGUGAUGAACUGCACAAUCUAUGGGCCAUUGAACUGAUCAGAGAGCUGGGAGAAGAAGAGUACCCCUUCUUAGCCCACAAGCUUUCCAACCAACCCCGACAACCAUGGCAACAACGAGAGGAGGAGCAAGCCAACCGCGCCAUGGAGGAGGAGGAAGAGGAGGAGGAUGAUGAGGAAGACGAUGAGGGCGGUAACUACGUCGGCGAGACGGCGAUCAGGAAAAAAGCGAGGGUCGAUCCCGGCGGUGGUGAGGACAAGCAGAGCUUUCAUGAGGAGGACGAAGAGGCCGAGGAUGACAGUAGCAGCGAUGCCAGACGGAAGGAGCGCGUCAACGGGCAUCUCCGGGUCGACCCCAAUCGUCUGAAGCUCGAGGCGCACCGGAAGCUGCCCAUCCUGAGGGACGAGGAGGCGGGCAGGAACGACGACGGGGUCCACAACAUGGAUCGACUCAAGCGAGAGGAGACGGGGAGGGACUUCAGGGAUACCCUGAGACUCAGCGGCAACAGGAGAGAGGAUGGAGGCUUCCGAAAAGUCAAAGGUCAUAAUGAUGCAAGUCUCAACGCUGCUCAGAUAAGGGACGAAAGCUUACCCGCAUGGCUGAAAAAUCAAUCAUUUGCUCUUACUUUCGUGGAGUUUGUCUUCAUUUCUAUCAUUGUCUUUAUACUUGUUAAAGGGGUUCUCGUCCCCCUCCGCAUCGUCAAACGUAAGAGUCACGGAGUAAAGUCUUUUGCUACAUUCCUUGUCGUCGUCACCUUCAUACAGUUCCUGGUCUAUUCAAUGUUUGUACUAUCCGCCAGCAGCUAGCCCAGGCCUAAACCCCCAUAGGACCAGAUCCCCUUUAUCCUCAAUUGCAACUGGACUGAAAAAAUUCAGCCGUUGAAACUUGAAAGCUGUCAAAUGUGGUGGUGCUCUUAUAUUUUUUCAUCAAAGAAGAAGCUCUACGAUGUUACAAACCGCCGAUGAAAUCCUUCGCUGUGUGCUUAAUCCACUUGCGGGACUGGACUUGUUAUUUGUACUACGAUACAAGCACGAUACAGACUCCCCAAGCAAUGUAGAAUGCAGUAUAAUUGAUAAUUUUUGUGUGGUACGUUCUGUGAUGCUGACGGAAGCAACGGAUGUCUCCAGGCUGUCAGAGAACAGUAUCAGUGCUCGGCAGGUCCAUGUUGCCCUACACAUUGCGCAUCCACCGAUUGGACAGUAUUGGACAGAAUUUGACAAUGAUGACAGAACAUCGCAGUUAUAGUAGAUAAUAGUUAUCUUGAAAGAAAAGUGACCAGCCGAUUUAGUACCUACUCUCUCGAGUAGGAAGUUACAGAUUUUAUUAUUAAAUGUAGUUAGAAUCAUUUUAUCGCUAAUACCUUGCGAGUUUAUGCUUCAGUAUAGUCGGGGGUAUCACUGGAUGAACAAUCUUUUACAUAUAAGUUUUAAUAAACAUUUAAACAUCACUGGUGUAUCUUCUGUGUGGUGACAGAGUUAAUUCCCUACUGGCUGUAAAAGAAUGAUAUGUGUUGUUAAACCUUUGUUGUCCAAAGAGUGAAAUUAAAGAAAAGUAUUAGUUGCAUAUAUAUGGACCCAUAAUGGAAAUCUAAGUGAUUAAUUAUAUGAAUAUUCAGUGUGAAACAUAGCCUUGUCUAUUCAUGAUGGCAGUUACUGCCUGUGUAAAGAUACAACAGUUGAUUAUAAAGCAUGUUGCAUUAAUGGUUAUCUUUGUCAAUGUCCAAUGUCAAGUUUGAUAUCAUAUUUGAUGUCAAGUUAUCCCUUAAAGAUAAAUUUGAGUUCUGAUCAUACAAUUGGAUUGUGAAAGAAACUACAUGGAAGCGUUUGGGAAAGGGUGAUAAUAUAUAGCACAUAAAUAUUGGUGUAUUUUGGAAUCAUCAAAAUGAUAAAGUGGCCCUGUCUUGCUUAAGAUCACAUGCAUUGUACACAGAAAUGUAUAUGUGGGACUACACAAGCAUGUGGCAUGAAAGUGUUGUCCACAAUCUUUAGCCAUUUGAAGAGCCAUCCUUUUCAGGUAACAUUUCUAUUACUGUGAUAUGCUUCCACACUAACACAAAAGAAUGAUAAAAGCUCACAAAUGAUAUAUCACCUUUCCCAGAACUCAACCUACUCUUCAAACUAGCUAUACCUGUUGAGAUAAGUAUCUCCGAAGGGUUCAAGUAUUUUUCUUGAAAACUCAGAAGAGUUCCUUUAUAAAUUCUAUUCAGUCUUUCCUGUGACACGACGGCUGACGUAUUUAUCUUUUUUAUCAAAUUUGAGAUGUACAAAGAAUAGAGCAAGUCUUGAUGUAAAGCACUGCACCAAAAGUCAAAUCGUACAACUUUUAAUAAUAAAAUUCAGUUCAUAUUCUAUGAAAUAUAACAUAUUACAUUAUAUACUUGUAGUUGUAUGUUUUGGUUAAGUAGUGUUAAAGGGUAUAUAUUUUUUAAUAAGAUAUGGACAUAAGUAUAUUUAUCCUACCGUUCCGCCAUUAUUAAUUUAUUCAGUAUUAACCGAUAUUUUUCUCUACCUUUAACUUACAGUAUUGAUACAUGAAUGAAGUAACUUUUCUUAUAGUAAAUCUUGGAAACUCCAUUGGAAUUAUGUUGCUCUAUCUGGCUUAGAUAAGAAAGAAUAUUAUUCUUUGUAUAUCACUUAUUUGUUCUCACAUUUGAAAUUCUUUAAACUUCCAACUUCCCUCUCUCUUUUGUCAAUUCUUUGAAGAACAAAAAAUGUUGAGAGUCAGUUUGUAUUGUUAGGGACUUUUAGAUUUGCGUGGACUGAUACGUGUGACGUCCAUUCAAGGCAGUGCAUUAAAAGGACGUCGAUCGUAGCAAUCCACAUUGUCUUUGUGCGAAUCUAAAAGUCCCUAUUUUCUCUCAUUCUGAAAAAAAUUGCAGUAAUUCUGCCCUAGUUUAUAUUCAAAUGUAAUUCUGCAUUUCAUUUGAAUUUGGAAUGAUUUAAUUUGACAUGUUCUUUCAAGUGUAUCUGAAUGUGAAACAUCAUCCUUUUAUCACCCCCCCCCCCUUCAACAAAAAACACCUCUGUCUCUUUCUCUCUUGCCCUUUUUCUUGUUUAAUUUUUUAUUAAAAUUAUAUAUCAUAAUUUUAUUAUAAAGCCAGAAAGCCACCUGAUAUCAAGCCUAUGUUAUUAACAUAUAAAGAGGUAUUAAUUACCUAGUAUGUAACAUUGCUUUUUAAUUUGUUUCAAAUUAAAUUGUUUUAUAUUUGAAUGACUUAAUAGACACACACAUGUAACUAUUUCAUCUAGUAUGUUUCUAUUUCAUUUGCUCGUCUCCCACCAAUCAAAUGUUUGCAUUUUUGUAGAACGUAAAAACUGAUAAAUCAUGUCAAUUAAUUACAUAAGCUAGAAUGUGGAUAUUGAACUUAACCUGUUCUUGUUGCCUCUUUUUUGUUGGACAUAUUUCUUUUCUAUGCAAAACUGUUCUGCACCUGAAGUUUACUUAAUUAAUUUAAGCAUUACAAGCAUCUGACUUCAACUAUUUUGUUUAGUUUUAUAUAUUGGACAAAGCAAACUUUUUUUCACCUGUCUUUAUUAAACACCAUUGGUAUGUAGAUUUAGAUUGUAGGCAAGAUUAAGUGUAGGUCAAAUACAUUUUAGAUUUGUUGUCGAUGCGCUUUUUUCCAGGCCCUUAUUUCAGUUUGUAUUUGAGAUUAAGCUUGGGGUUGAGUAGACCUUGCCUGACAGAUUGCGUAAGUUAAGGUAUACAAAUAGCGGUGAUAUAACAUCAUUUUUUUAAAUACAUUGUACAAGAUUAUUAUGUAGCUCAGCUCUUUUUUCUUUUUUGCUUUGCGCAAUUUUUUUCCUGUCUAUGCAGCAAUUCUAUCUCGUGCUUGUUUCAGUUCUAUGUGAUGUAAAGUACUUUAUUUUUCUCUGUCCGCGGGAUUUAUGUGUUUUUAUCGUCUGUGAAUAUACAUUAUUUGUUGGUUUCCUAAUCUUGCUCUAAGUUGGAUCAAGACAGUAUGUUUGUGUGUGUGUUGGUGUAUGUUUGUGGGUGUCUGCGUGAGUGUUUUGGACAAAAGUGUGUGUCAUUUUAUUAGUAAGCUUGCCAAAUUAAGCAGUGGUUUAGUAGAGCCUCAUUUUCUUUGAUAUAUAUCAGUAUUGACAAUUUUAGAGUAGAAUGAAUUAUUCAAUUUAAUUAAAAUUAGCUUUAGACAAAAUGUAUACCAAGCUUAUCUGUUAUUUCAUUUUGGUGCUGUAUAAACAGCAGUUACAGUUUAGUGGAGCCUGAAAAUUUGAUUGUGAUUGAGAACUGUCUUGCUGUAUGAUGAAUGCAUUGGGCUAUAACUCGGUUAAGAUUGGGCUUCUUCAAGCCCAAAAGAUAACUGAAUGGUCUAACAUGCCUAAUUAAAAAGUCGUCAGUAGGAAAUUGAAAGUGCUAAUUUACAAAAUGCUUCAGUCUUUAAUUUAAAAAGUUGGAAAUCUCUCCAUCUUUAAUUUUUCUUCUUACAUUCAGUCAUCUUGUUGAUUUUUGUUUCUGUAUUUGUAUUUUAGUUCUAUCUGGUGUUGUUUAAUGUAAUAAUCAACCCACCAAAAUAUCUUAUAUGAACAGCUACCUACAUCCAUUCAUGUCUGAUCGACGGAAAAGAUUUAAUAUACAUUUUAACGCCCACCCCUCCUCUAUGUUUGCUUUUUUGUUGAUUGACCAAUAACUUUAUGCAUUCCCAAAUCUUGAUUAUCAUUUAUCAUCAUCCUUUUAAAGUUGCUGAUAUCAAUUCCCACCUCUAGAGUUAUUUUGAAUUUGUGUAUUUACUUUUUGUUGAUGACUUAGGCGAAAUGAACUUGUAUUUUGGUGAGAAAUGUGUUAUAUUGCUGUGUCUUCUGCGACAUUUAAGUUGCUGAAAUGUUUCUUCAAGAAGCUUUGCUAUAUGUGAGGGCUGUAACUUGCAUGAGGGUAUGCAUUUAUGUGAAUUUCAUAAACUUUUCAUUUCUGUAAUAAUCUUUGAAUUAAAGUUGUUGGGGAUGAGGGGUUUCGAUUUGAUGAAGAUGUUUCAUUUAUGUGAACUUCAAUUAAUAUUUUCACAUUUCUAAUAAUCUUUGUAAUAGGUAAGGGCUUUGGCUUAUUUAGGUUUAUGUGUCUUGAAUGGGUGAGUUUAUGUAUGUUUAAUACAUAAAUCAUUUUAUUUUCCAAUGAGUAUUGUACACAUGUAC